AUGUCUUUGCCGCUUGGAAAUACCCUGUCCAAAGUGUCGGUUGCUCGAUCACCUCUCAGACUUGCUAGUCUUGUCAAGGCACCUUCCGCUCGGCUUGUCCAGCAUGUCCAACGUCCCUUAGCACUGGCUAUGUACUCAACCGAAGUCAGAGCCAGCGAAACCACUCCCCCAAAAAAAUAUUCUGAAACUACCAAGAAAAUUGUUUACGGCUUGGCUAAGGUUAUGGGUUAUUACUCUGAGGGAUCGACCGCUAUCAAAUCAAGUCACGAAUUGUACAACUUGUGUGCUAGACAGAUGGAGUUGAACAAGGACUUCUUUGUCACCUCUUGUAAUUUGCCUGAUAACUUUCAGACCUGGUUCUCUGUCACCCAAUUGCAUGUGUGGAUGCUCAUGGUACGUCUUAGAGCGGAGGGAAAUGGUAAGCUGUAUACCCAAGAGCUAGUCAAUCGUUUCUUCGAUGAUGCCGAGGAUAAAAUCAGAGAAUACGGUAUCUCCCAACAGCGUGUGAUUAAGAGUUACAUCAAAGAUUUGCUGGCCCAGUUCCAUGGAGGUGUUGUAGCUUAUGAUGAAGGCAUGUGCAAGGAUGAUCCUGUAUUGGCUGCUGCAUUGUGGAGAAACUUAUUUGCUCCCUCAGCUAACAAUGCGGCUGAUUUGGCCAAUAUGGUCAAAUAUAUCCGUAGAGAACUCAAAGCUCUUGAAGAAAUUGAUGGCGAAAAGCUGAAUGCUGGUAUUGCUGCAUUUGGAAAACCUGAGGUUGUAGUUUAGAAUCUCUAAUCCCCUACACCAACACCUACACCAACAUCAAUACAACAACACAAUACCGACAUCGACAUCGACGCCGACAGCAACACACUAACACACCAACACAACACACAACAAACAAUUCAUAUAUAUACUUCUCUCUCUCUCUCUUUGAACCGAAACCAAAACCUUCAGUUCAUUUUUGUUUGUUGCUACUCCACAAGACAAUAUCCAUUUUAUUUCUGUUCUUGUUUUCGUUUUCGUACACAUCGCCCCAAAUCCUUUUCUUCUUUUCACAUACAACUGAAUUCACCUCACAAAUACACCCAAAAAAAUGAUACAAUAAAUUAAAUAUAGACAAUAAAACACGCCUUUGUCAUAGAAUCCUAAUCCAAACUUCAUUUUUCACCAAGGGAAUUAUUCUGAAGAAAAGGAAAGCAAUCUAAAGAGUGAGAAAGAGGCAUGUAUUCCCCCCUCUUACAUUCUACUUUGGCUCUAUUUACAAAAAUAAAAAUACGGAAAACCGGAAUUUUACAUCACAUACGCACACAAUAACAAGCUAUCCAUGCUCCACUUGUCUUUUGCUUUUCUUUCUUUUCGAUGGAGGGUUUUUUUUUGCUUUCUUCCUUUUUACUGAGACUUGUCAGGUCGGGCAAUCGAAGUCUCCAGUUUGUCCCCCAACUUGAUGAAAGUAUGGCGCAGAACACGGGAGUCAACCAAAAGCUUCUUGCCGAGGUCCUGAACAAUCAAAGGAUUGGCAUCGAAAUGCAUAACCCAAUACUGUCCUUCGUUGAAGUAAGCUUGAUGUCUCUUGAUGCGAUGAGGAAUCUUCAUCUCCCCCCAGUUAUCGAAUCCGCGAACAACACCACCGCGCUGCAAGACUUGACUUGCAGAGGUCUUGAUGAGAUCCUUCAGGUUGCUCUCUACAAGGUGAG
Molecule: messenger RNA, 1676 nt
Organism: Phycomyces blakesleeanus NRRL 1555(-)
Lineage: Eukaryota; Fungi; Mucoromycota; Mucoromycetes; Mucorales; Phycomycetaceae
Exons: 8
Coding region: 1-765 (254 amino acids)
Biological process (GO): mitochondrial respiratory chain complex III assembly
Cellular component (GO): mitochondrion
Source: RefSeq, a predicted model, not a curated record